UAAUUACAACACAAAUGAUAUUCUAAUAUAACAAAAACAUUAAUUAGUGCUAUAUAGCACGAUUCUUAGCCAAUUAGUGCGUACGUUAUAUCCAAGCUACUUAUAAUGUAUUUGAUAUUCAGUGAGAACUAGUAAUUUAAUCAAUUUACUAAAUGAACAAAAGUUGCCUUGGCAUCAUUCCCUUCUAUUUCGAAUAAUUGUAUAUUACAUUUCAGGUUCAGUCCACAAUCRAUAACAACGUUCCAGAUCAUUGUAGGGUGUUUGCCUUGAGCGAUCCAAAGAAAACGCAUUUCGAUAAGAAAUGUAAGCACAAGCACGAUCAUUUUUGUCAAAGAUGUGAAACUUUGAAACAGGUUCUUGACUUCAUUUUGUCAGAAGCCAAGWCUAUGAAUCUUCCCACUGAUAUCAGAGACGAUGCCAUAUUUACUGCUCAAACUGCGUACGACAACAUACUUGCGUGGAAGUCACACCAGCUAAGAAUGGUCCACCAAGAUGAUGCCCKGGUAGACAUAAUGGACAAUCUUGAUGAUGAUUCUSUUCUGAUUUUCCAAGAUUUCGCCAUGAAAUUCCUUCCGAGGCAGUUCAGAGAAGCACAGACCGAAUUUUUUGGCAAGCGCGGGAUGUCCUGGCAUAUAACCGUAUGUAUGACGAAAGUGAAUGGUGAGCUAUUAGCACAGACCUUUGUGCACCUGAUUGAGUCCAGAGCACAAGAUAGCAAAACUAUUGUAACGUUAAUGGAACACGUACUACAAGUCCUAAAGAAGGAAAACCCUGCACUUCAACAUGUGUUUUACCGCCAAGACAACGCAGGUUGUUACCAUAGUGUACUUACCGUGUUGGCCUGCAAGGUUUUACGAGAGCGAACAGGUCUAGAUUUGAAACAGCUUGAUUUCUGUGAUCCCCAGGGAGGGAAGGGUCCCUGUGACAGGAAAGGGUCACAGAUAAAGUAUCACAUCAACACUUACAUCAACGAGGGCCACUCUGUCACCACACCCACAGAGAUGAAAACAGCGAUAUUAUCCCAUGGAGGAAUACCAGGGGUUCGCGCAGCAUUGGUUAARUCACCAUCCAAGUCUAAAUUAAUUGCUUUUGAAGAUUUGAAAUUAGAAGGGAUCAGCACACUUUUCAACUUCGUCUUCACAAAGAACGGUGUGAAAGCUUUCAAAGCGUACCAAGUCGGAAAGGGAAAGUMUUGGAAGUGGUCAGAUUUUGAAGCCAUAGAUGAGAUCAAAAAGCUUCCGUGGAUUUUAUGUGACCAGAUAAGCCAAGGGGAAUUCAUCCCAGUUAAAAGCAGAAGUAAGCCUAAAACUACACGUAGAACUGAUCCUCAUCCUGAUCCUGUCCUUGCCGAGGAAAAUGACCAUACCGAAGAGACAACAGAGACCAGCAGCUUAUUCGCUUGUACAGAGGAUGGUUGUGUUAAGUCAUACAUAACGUACAACAGGCUCCAGCAACACCUAACAUUUGGUAAACAUGAGUACAAACUAGAGAAGCGAUGCUUAAUUGACAAAGCCAAGAUUGGUUACGCUGAACGAUUAGAAACAGGCGCAGAAGGGAGCGUCACAUUGCCACACAGCACCUCAACUGAUGUAGACAGCAUCUCAACUGAUGUAGGCUACAAACCGGUGACAGAAGGAUGGGCUUUCCAUGAAGCUGGUCGUACACGGAAGCGCUUCACCGAGAAACAAAAAGAUUACAUGAAAAAGAAGUUUUUUGAAGGAGAACAAACAGGGUGUAAGCGCACCGGAGAUGUGGCUAAAGAGACUUUUGAAAAAUGAGAGUGGGGAGCGUGUUUUUACAGUAGGUGAGUUUCUACGGCCACAGCAGAUACAGUCCUUUUUUUCCCGCCUUUCAGCAAUAGUGAAAGAUGUAUCUUUAUCUGACGAGGAAGCUGAUCAACAUAGACAACGUGAAAGAGCUCUUGGCCAUGAGGCACUCGCUGCUACAAACACAACACUCCGUCAACAUCCAAUGCGUUACUCUGGGAAAAAAUAUCUGCAAGAUGACCAAGAAUAAA
Molecule: messenger RNA, 2017 nt
Organism: Exaiptasia diaphana
Lineage: Eukaryota; Metazoa; Cnidaria; Anthozoa; Actiniaria; Aiptasiidae
Exons: 3
Coding region: 387-1778 (463 amino acids)
Source: RefSeq, a predicted model, not a curated record